Penaeus monodon (black tiger shrimp) is the source of this 1194-nucleotide messenger RNA. RefSeq lists its product as uncharacterized. The coding region runs from base 1 to 1194 and encodes 397 amino acids. The record is from RefSeq and is a predicted model, not a curated record. NCBI's taxonomy places the organism in Eukaryota, Metazoa, Arthropoda, Malacostraca, Decapoda, Penaeidae. The transcript has 2 exons.
AUGGCUUGUGACAUGAGAGGAAAUAUUCAUAGUGCGGAAGUUUCGUCGUUUGCGCCACCUACGGCCAGUGGUCGCCGUGGGACUCUGACUUGUAAAGCGGUAAAGUUGAGCGUCACAAAUACAUGGACACUAGUUACAUCACCACUACCACCACCACACUGUCGCAUGACACCCGAGCAGUGCCGCAAACACAGCUGGAUCUGCAACCUCGGGGGGCAGCCGAAGGCCGAGCUCAACAAGAGGAACCUGCGGCAGUAUGUGAGUCGAAGACGGUGGCACACCGCUGUUCAUACGGUCACCGCUCUCCGACGCAUGGGGGCAAACCUAUCUGAGAGGAGGGAACCCACCAACCAAGAGUUUACCAAGACGAAGAGCAGCACAGAACUAUGUGGUCUAGAGAAAGAGUUCCUUUCGUCCUCGGGUUUUAGCCAUUCCAGGAGUGCCAACGAAUUGCAGAGUCUGGAAUCGCCGACGAUAGAAGCUCCAUCGCGCCUCGCCCCGGUGGCUGAGAAGGAGACUGAGGGCUCACCUCUCAGUUUGGGAAAUUCAGAAAGGCGGCAGAAGACUCAACCAAGAUCAGGUUGUAAAAAUUCCAAAGCCAUUAAUAACAAAGAUCCACCAACUGUACAGCCAAGCCAAGAGCAAAAGAAAAGAGAAGUGCUUUACAUAGAAGCAGAGGAGGCAUUGCGGCGAAUGGCAGGUCAGAUUCCAUCAUCAGAGACGUCUAACUCGGUCUGUUCGGAUGACCACAGGCAAACGAAGCAGGGAAGGAACGAAUCUCCCCAGUCCAAAGACGCUCCCACAUCCAUCAAACAGCGUCGUGAAAAACCGCCCUCACAGCCUGUCCCACGUAGGCCCACGUCAGUCACAUCCUCAACUCGCGUCCUGCCGGUGUUGGAGCUGGCCCGAAGGAGGUCCUCCGGCAUGACCAUCCAGUAUCCGUCGACCAUCAGCAAGCCACGCCUGGAAGCGGUCGAACAAGCGAAGGUCGGACCGCGAUCGCUCGUCGACCAGUUGCUGGGGCAGUUCAAGGGGAUGCAGUCGUUCUCCUUCGCCGAACUGAGGACAACCAAGGGCACGGCCACCCUAGCGAGCGCCGUGGUCAGCAAGCCAGUCUUCCAGUUCCGCAAGGGCCGUCCCAUCAACAGCGGCGCCGUGCUGGAGAUCGCCAAGAAGUUCAUGGGCUUCGAGUGA